Messenger RNA from Cinara cedri, 5510 nucleotides. NCBI's taxonomy places the organism in Eukaryota, Metazoa, Arthropoda, Insecta, Hemiptera, Aphididae. The record is from the annotation of a GenBank genome assembly.
AUGAAGUCUCGCGACGCCGUCACCGCGCUGCUGCUGCAGCUGUGUUGCGCCGCGGCUGCGGUCCCGGUGCCGCGCAACGUCACCCGAAAAGUACGUAUGCAUACCGGUUUCGACCCACGUCCCAGCGACCGUUGGGCGUUUUAAGUUAUUUCAGUUAUUUAUAGCUGUUUGGCAUUUUCGAAGUUUUCCGGUUUUAUGACAAUAGUAUAAAUGGUGUAGUUAAUUUCUAUCGGCGUUUUGUCAGUUCAAAGUUAUGUUGAAAUUCGUUUGAAACACGAGCAAUUGUAAUUAUAAUUUAAAACAAUAAUUAUAUCAAUUUAAAUUUAUCAAAACGUGUUCAACUUGUUUAACGCGUUGCUCAGAAUCGAUUUUCGAUCGUGUUAAUAAUUCGUUUUUCCCGACACAGGACGUUGUUUCGGAAGUGUUCCGCGACGGAGAAAAGCGGACCGACGAUGUAGCGACUUCGAGGUGUCGACCGUGCAGUGAGUGUAUACGAUAAAUUACGAUCUAAGCACUAACAGUAAUUAUUGCACAUACAUAAACUUAUUAUCUGAUAUACAUUAUGGUGUAAUUGUAUUCCAUACGUUGUAUAGAACACUAUUUAUAUUGUAUCGCGCCUAUAGACCACCAACUCUGGGGGUGCUGAAAUUACGGGCAUAUCAAACACCUCGCAGGGGCUAUGCCCCCACAAUAAAAAUUGUUUAUAAUAAACAAGCUUUGCGGGCUUUGUUCGUGCAAUAAAAAAGUUUCUGAAUAAAGUUAAUAGAUAAAUUAUUAGAAGGAUUACACCGCAAAACUGAAUGCAAAUAUAAUUUUUUCAUCUGUGUUACCAAGGUAACCCAUGAACCAACAAAAAUAAUCAGAUUUUUACCUAAUCAAAACUAUAAUUGCCUAGAAACCGUAUUUUAGGGAAUGGUAUUCAAUAGGGGGUGGAUUUCAAUAGCUAUAAAACUUCUCCGGACAACGUGGAUCAACUCUCCAGAGUUUAAUGGCAAUCGGAUGAAUGGUGCAGUAAUGCAUAAAGGACCAGCAGACAUAAAUUCGUUUUUACACAUACGUAAUAUUAAAAUAAAAAUAUAUAACCUAAUAUUAUGUGUACAUAUAUAUAUGUGUGUUUGUGUGUGUCUGUAACAAGUAAUAACACAAUAUUGUAUUAUAUUACUGGCGAAUAAAUUUGCACUAACGAAAAACACGUACAACAUAUUGUUUCCCUAGCUUUAUCUGAGAAGUCUGUGAUAGUGGCGUUCGAAGUUUAAAAAACAUCCGCGUCCCGCAACAACAUGCUGAAAUUUAGUCCAACUCAAAUCACUUCAUUGUGCCUAAAAACAACUUUAUAAUUUUCGAAUGUGUACUUGUGUAGUUUAGAGGAAGCGGCUGUACGGAAGUAAAUUUAAUAACAGUAUUUACACGGUUUUUCGCAGCUUGUGGCGUCGGUCAUCCCGGUUCGAGGAUUGUUGGCGGUACUGAAGUCAAGGACAACGAAUACCCGUGGAUGGCGUCGCUUUGGAACACCAAGAGGAAAUUCUUUUGCGGAGGUUCCGUCGUCACGGACCAAUACGUUCUCACGGCAGCCCACUGUUUCAAGUGAGUAUGCCUCAGCUGACUCUUAUACGAGUACCUGUACUCUUCUCUUCGCAUUUAUGCCACGCGAGUGGGGUCAUCUACUCGUAUUCUCACCCUUUGCACCAUUUCAAUAUUCACAACCAUUUCUUCGUCUACUCCACAUGCCCACGUACCAUCCCUGUACUGAUGACUUUAAGUCGAUUUUUAAAUUCUGAGUGGAGCGAAGAAGCUUAUGGUUUUACAAAAAUGUUUAUUUUUUAUUUAUUAAUUUUUUUCUAUGGACAAAUUUCCUACCAAAAAUCCUGUUCCGGUUUUUAAGUGUAGUACAUUUCCUGAAAGGAAAUUAGACUGCGGAGGUACUUUUUGAUUUUCCCAGAAGUUUGCUCAACAAAUUAGAAAAAACGGGAAAAUGUACGAAAUGCAGGUAUUAUUUGAUAAACAUUUUUUUUUUUUUUAUCUGUGAACAACUUUUCUUCUAGCAAUUUCGUUCCGAUUUACUAUGAUAGCAAUUUUUCUAAAAGGAAUUCUGACUGGGAAGAUCCUUUAAGGAAGUAAUUUUUGAUUUUUCCAGGAUUCUUCCCGAUAAAUGGGAGAAACCGGGAAAAAACAGUAAGGAAACUGGAAAAUAGGUACAACAUUAAACAAAUAUUAUUAAAGAAAAUAUAAUGUAACGUCUAAAUGUAAUUAUUUCACCAUAAUAUGGCAUGUACAUCGUUGACAAAGCAACACUAUCAACUGAACUUCGCCCAGAAUCGUUAUUUCGUUAGCGACGGUUCGUCGUUGCUUACACAUAUACGUGGAAUUUCCCCUCUACCGCCUUUCUAACUUCUCACCAACAACGGUGGCUGCACCUACGUGCGAUGUCGCCCGGCUUUUCAUAAUUCUUCCCGUGCACAUCUUCCACGCGGAUAUCCAUUCACCCAUACACGCAUACGCAAUACCAAAGUUUCCCCACUAUUAUAUUGUUCCGUCUCGCGGUGCUCCCCCCCCCAUUUAUGUAUAUAUUUUUACCUGUGUGUUCUGUAAAAUAAUAACGCGCGCUCGGUUACGUAUUUUAAGCGAAGACCCGGCGCCGAACUAUCGAGAAAUCUACACGGUGAUCGGCCAGAACAACAGACCAAAUCGGUUGUUACCGGGCGAUCCGCGCGCUGUCAGGGCUUCGGUGGUGAAGGUGCACCACAAGUACGAUCCGAGGGGCGCGAACGUGCACGACAACGACAUAGCGCUGGUGAGACUGUGCAAACCGAUAAGAUUCGAACACGCAGUGCGGCCAAUUUGUUUGCCGAUGAUCAGUAAUAACGACACACGUAUAUUAUUAUAAUGUAUACAUAAAUAUCGACGCGUAGUAACGACCGCCGGACGCGUAUCCGCCGGGGUCGGGGAUACAAUUUGUUCGUUUUUUCCUUUUUUUUACUAGAGUUACCGGCGUGUUGGCGCGUAAAAACCGCGCCUAUAAUGUAGGUAUACGCGCGCGUUUCGGUUGGCCGCUACAAUAUUAAUUUGAAAGCUCUGGAUGCGAAAUUGUUUUUAUCACGCGCACUGUACUAACUGCCAGGGACCAUUUGCAGCGUCUUCCGAAAAUGCCGCGUUCAUCCGCGAAAUCGGAGUGUCCGAACGGGAGAUUAGUGCACAGGCUGUCCCACGGAGAUGUACUCCGUAAACUAUUGUAUUAUCUCCGAAGAUAAUGAAGAUAAUCAAAUUAUGUUUGUUUUUUCGUAUUACUCACAGGGAGGAAGACUACAAAUAUUUACAUUUGAAUUCAAUUUAUUUUUUUUUUAUUAUUAUUAUAAGAGAAAUUAAAAAAAAUAACUUUUUAUUUUCGGAAAAUUUGAAAACCGAUGUUAUCGCGUAACGCCGUUAAGUUAAAUCCCUUGAUAACAUCGGUUUUCACACGGAUUAGUAGAAUUUAAAACGGCUGUUACUUAGAAACUGUUCAUCGUAUAUAAAUAUGUGAUGUAUUUAAAUUUACGGAAAAAUAUAUUCUACAGAAUGGCCAUCUUAAAAUUUUUUAAGUUAUUUUUUUAAAUUUCUCUUACAAUAAAAAUAAAUUGAAUUCAAAUAUUCAAAAGGCAUAUCUUCAUUGGGACAGCUUAUAUAUAGAGAGGGAAAGGUGAUUUAAAAAAAAAACCGCUACAAACUUACUAUUACACCGCGAUUUGUUUACUAAAAUCAGAUGUCAUUAUCUGCAGAGCUUUUAGAGGUAAACACUACUCAACAGGACCGUCUUUAGAGUGGUGGUGGUUGUGGGGGGUGGGGGGGGAAAGGCGGGCAGAGCAAAUAACGAUUUAAAUUAGAAUGCAAUAAAAUAUGAAAACAUUUAAAAUUUCGCCCCAGGCCUCGCAAUUUCUAAUAACGGCUUUGCUGACCAAAAAACGCGGCACUCUAAACCAUUGAUUAUAGAAUUCACUUUAUAAUUAAUGCUCUGAAUUUAUACAAUGUGAAAUAUCUAUACAAAAUAAUAUUAUACAUUCUACCAACUAUCGCGUAAAACGUAUCGCCGGCAGGUAGGCCACUUGUUACGUACACAUUAUACACAUGUAUUAACUGCAGGUAGGUACAUAUCUGCGUCCAGUGGCGUGAUAAUUGUACAGGUAUUUGAGGGAGAUUUUCGGGAGACGCGGGCAAACUUGACACUGAUUGAACAAUUGUUAUAAAUUAUAUUGUACACAAUCGAUGAGGAAUAAUAAAUACUACUAUGCGUUCACAAUCACUGGCCCGUGUUUACUGUUUAAACGACGCGCGCGGUCUGAAGGGGCCGAAGACAGAUCAAUUCACGGUGAGACUUUGAGAAACCAUCGUUGUUUUCGGCUGAAACGGCGAGACGCGAACAUUUUAUACACGUGUAUAGAGGUUAUUCGUGAGCGUAUUCGGAAAAUGGAUUAAAUUCAACGUGCGUCCUGUUUGAUGCUCCUGUGGGUUAAAAAAAAAAAAAAAAUUCACGAGAUUUCUUUUAGCCGUCGAGUGAGGUGUAGGCGCGGGCCGCCGAAAUAUCCGUCUCUCGCAAAGCCGUAAAUGUCGAGUCCACCACGCCACUGCGGCGGCGUUAUCGCCGACAACCGCACUGUCGGUUUUCCACCGUGAGUAUCAUGGGGUGUUCUUCAACAGGGCAUGAUUACGGCGGGCUGACCGCGUCCGUGGCCGGAUGGGGACAGCUGAGCGAGUUCAGCGCCACGACCCUGUACUUGAGACACGCGACGUUGCCUUUGUGGAACGAGGAAGAAUGCACCGGCGUUCCGGAGUUCGUGAAAACGGGAUACACGGCCAACAUGCUGUGCGCCGGGCUUAACGGCGGAGGAAAAGAUUCGUGUCAGGUAAGCGGCAGCGAUGCGGGUCGCAGGCGGAACUGGGAUAGGGGCUACGAAUUCCCGAUAUGCUAAUAGCCCUCCCACCCACUCUCAAAUAGAAUGUGUUCGUAUUGGGGUAUUAUUUUAGGUUCUGAGCGUAACGACGAGGGUUUUGCAAUGGUGUGCAUUUUAUUGCAUUUCAUUUCAGAUUUCAGUUGCGGUAUUGUUGUUUAAAUGCGUACAUGUUGGGGGAGGGGGGAUAAAUUCGAAUAUUAUCGACCCCUCCUCCAAAUAAUUCCAUCACACUUCCGCAUAACAUAACAGCGUUAUCGUCUGGUUUAUAAAUGAUAACUGUUUUAGGGCGACAGCGGGGGACCUCUUAUGAUUUACGAGAACAACGAACAAAUCACAGUGGCAGGUGAGUCUACAUUAUAAUAUAACACAGUUUAUAAUUCCGUGUUGUUGAAAUACAUUGUUAUUUACGAUAAUCAGAAAAAAUUCAACAAAUUCGAAGAUUCAAAGUGAUUUUUCUUUUUUCAAGGGAUCGUUUCUUGGGGCAUCGGAUGCGGCGCUCCCCGGCUGCCCGGUGUUUAUACAAGGGUUGACAAAUACCUUGAAUGGAUCACAAGAAACACAAAAGAUAGUUGCCAUUGUUCAAAUUGA